UACCCAGCCCAGCAACUUAAACCUAAUACGCUCUAUUUGAACUCACUCCCCCUUCUGCCGCUUCAUUCAACAUCGAGCAUCACUCAGACCAUCCUGUGAUUAAACCUUUGUUCUUCCGCUGACCAUCGUCCAUUUGUGUGAUAUCGACAUAUGUUCUAUUUUUCCGGCUGAGGGAUCACAAGGUUUUAUUGUGCUGUCAAAUUCUCAGUGUUCACCCUUCGAACCCUAGCAUCGGCUGCAGAAUCUUUAUACACCCAUCGCAGGAUUGAGGACCUCGCCUCCCGUGGUCUAAGAUGGUGCACGUCUCCUACUACCGGAACUAUGGAAAGACAUUCAAAAAGCCACGUCGCCCAUAUGAGAAGGAGCGUUUGGAUUCUGAAUUGAAGCUUGUGGGUGAGUAUGGUCUCAGGUGCAAGCGGGAGCUGUGGAGAGUGCAGUAUGCUUUGAGUCGUAUCAGGAAUAAUGCACGAAAGCUUCUAACCCUUGAUGAAAAGGAUCCAAAGCGUAUUUUUCAGGGCGAUGCACUUUUGAAGAGGAUGAAUCAGUAUGGGUUGCUGGAUGAGAGCCAAAACAAGCUUGAUUAUGUGCUUGCCCUCACUGUUGAGAAUUUCCUAGAGCGCCGUCUACAGACUUUGGUCUUCAAGGCUGGCAUGGCCAAGUCCAUCCAUCAUGCUAGAGUUCUCAUUAGGCAGAAGCACAUCCGAGUUGGAAGGCAGGUGGUCAAUGUUCCAUCCUUUAUGGUCAGGGUGGACUCACAGAAACACAUUGAUUUCUCACUGUCCAGUCCCUUCGGUGGUGGUCGUCCAGGAAGAGUGAAGAGAAAGAACCAGAAGGCAGCUGCGAAGAAGGCUGCUGGUGGUGAUGGAGACGAAGAAGAUGAGGAAUGAUCAUAUCUUAAAUGAGUCUAGAACCAUGGAGCUUGUGUGCUUGGUUUUUCUUUUCUGUUUUAUUACCGCAGUUCGGAUGUUAUCUGCCCCCAACCAUUUUCCUAAAAUGAUUUUGGAUAUUGUGUUUUGUUUUGUCUUAUUUAUAUACUCCAAAAUGGGACGGAGGAAGUAUAAUAUUCCUAUCGAAUACUGAUGAAUUUUUGUAAUGUUAGUUUUCCUACUCCAUGCUACGUACGUAGUACUAUUCCUACCUGUCACCAUAUCUCUCUU
This is a messenger RNA of Cuscuta europaea, 1157 nucleotides long. The record is from the annotation of a GenBank genome assembly. NCBI's taxonomy places the organism in Eukaryota, Viridiplantae, Streptophyta, Magnoliopsida, Solanales, Convolvulaceae.